Notolabrus celidotus (New Zealand spotty) is the source of this 4807-nucleotide messenger RNA. RefSeq lists its product as uncharacterized. Gene Ontology annotation, molecular function: RNA binding; protein binding. The coding region runs from base 328 to 1752 and encodes 474 amino acids. Gene Ontology annotation, biological process: negative regulation of transcription by RNA polymerase II; nervous system development. The transcript is spliced from 3 exons. The record is from RefSeq and is a predicted model, not a curated record. Gene Ontology annotation, cellular component: nucleus. NCBI's taxonomy places the organism in Eukaryota, Metazoa, Chordata, Actinopteri, Labriformes, Labridae.
GGGAAAAGAGAGAGAGGAAGAGGAGAAAAGAAAAGGAGGAGAGCGUGUCUGAUAGACAGUCUGUUGAGCUUGUCUGGAUGCUUCUCUUCACUCUGCUCUGUUGUGCCUUUUGCACCUGCAGACUGGGAGCCAGACAGGUGUGUUUGUGUGUGUGUGUGGAGUGUCUGUGAACAUGAAGGGACAUGCUGUGUGAAGAUGGAUUCACAGGGAAACAGAUGGAUGGACGGAUGGAGAAACAUAUUGUGAUGACCCUUGACCCGGCCGCCUCUGUCUCUGUCUGUGGCACUUGAGUUAAAGAACUCCUCAUGCAGUGCAAUUGUGAGUGACAUGCCGCGUGAGCCAAUGAGCUUCACACCGAACCAAGCUCUAGUCCCAGACAGGGACAGCCUCCCGCUUAAGAAGAGGGACCAAAGACCAAGCCCACCGACACCUCCACCACCACAGCAGCAGCAUCAACAAGAGUGUGAUGCCACAACAUUCAAAGCCCCCUUCCCUUACCGGAGCCAAAGUGAGUUUAAGACUAAGCACACCAGCCCUUUCCAGCCUGUACCGAGGAGGGUCCCUGCUCUGUAUCAGCCCUGGAUGCAGACUCUCACAUCACCCAGGUCCAAACCCCACGUAUCUGCGUUCAGGGAGCAUCAUGGCUGGGCAGAGUGGAGAGACUUUAACUCCCUGCAGCCUCGAUGGGACUUUUCUCAUCACUAUCAGCACCCUAGCCACCUCUCUCCUGCACCUGUUCUCCACCCUGGCUAUCAACACCACAUCUCCAGGUUCAGCCUUCCCCCUGAGGGUUUUCAGAGAGCAGGUGGGGCGCACAGCUGGGAGCAACUCAAGACACUCAGGGAAAAGAGUUUAAGCACAGACAGGCAGAGCAAUGGGAGAAAUAAAGGACCAUAUCUGAGGAGAAAAGAAAGAAAAGCUGCAUAUUUUCCCAGGAUUGAAAAAGUAAAUUCUCCUUUGUUAAGCACACUUAUACCUCAGUCUGCACCUGAGGACUUCACCCUGCAACAUGACCUCUUACUCAAGUCAGCAAAGGUUGCCAAACAUCCUGGACAUUCCCUCAUAGGAGUUUCCCCGGACCAUAAUUCAAGGAACACAUACAUGUCCAUGAAGGAGGAUUCAUCAAGAUCCUCUGGUCAGGCCUCCCCUUCCCCCUCCUUCUCCUCCUCUACCUCUCCUAACCAGUUUCCCUGGCUGCUGCCUCACUUUGUGGCAGGCUCUCUGAUUGAACUCAGAGACGGGCGGCUGAGGCGGGUGGAGCACCUGCAGACAGAGGACUUCCUGUUGGGAUCACUGGCCUGUCCGGACCUGUGUUUGAGCUCCUGCACGGUGCAGAGCAUCUCCCCUUCAUCCUCCUCCUCCAUCUCCCGUCUGCUCAUUCUGCUUCAUAACCAGCAGUCACAGGAGUUGGUGGAUGUCUAUGUGGAGUACCCUUUCUUUGUACGUGGGCGGGGCUGGUCCUCCUGCAGCCCUCAGAAGACAGCCCGUCUCUGUGGCCUGCAGUGCCGCCAGCUCAGUGUGGGGGAUGUCUGCCUCGCCCUCACCCCUAUCUCAGCCCACAGGCCUCUACCAUCAGCCAACCUGGAGCCAAAAACCUCCCCCAGGAUUUUGGAAGGAAGGUGUGAGUCCCUAAAGGCACAACAUGCGCAGGUUUCCUCAGAGGCAGGGGGUAAAAGGAAGGAAGCAGAGGCUGUCAGGAGGAGACACUAUUCAGCCCCUGAGCUGAAAGGUUCAAGGACUAACAGUCUGUAGUGAGAAGAGUCUGUAUUACAGACAAGAAAGAAGUCUAUCUCUCUAAGCUCUGCUUUAUCCAGCCCACAAUGCUCUCUUUCUACCUCCUGAAUACUUUUCUUUUAUGAGCUUGGCUGUCAUUUUAAUCCAGGAGUCAAAUCUGAGGAGGUGUGAUAAGAUUAAAUCUCAGGAACCCUCAGAGUAUAUUUGUUGCAUUGAGUUAGAAUAUUGCUUUACUUUUGAGCUCAUCAAAGUCUAUUCAGACUUUUAUAAUGCACGAUAUUUCACUACAUCUCAUGCAUUUUCAAAGUGGAAGACCGAAGUCUACAUAUUUACUGCCAGGUGGAGAUGCUUCAGUAAGAGUAAAUUGUAAAAAGAUCCUGUAAAUUCAGAGAAUAAUGUUUGGAGGUCUAAAUAGAGCUUUUGAAUCAUUUCAAGCAGUGCUGAAAAAAUCAGCCCACGUUCCUAUAAAGGCAGUGAAACUCCCUCAGGUCCUUAACUGCUGAUCAAAGUUUAUCUAUCUUCCUCCUUAUAUUAUGUAAGACUCCUUUGUGAUCUUAAAUUAUGAAUAUAAUUUCGAUGGUUGCAUUUACUUGAUGCCAAAAGCUUCUGAUGACCUAGACCUCAUUUUGAUAAUGAAGUUUCCUGAUGAGAUUUAUCACCACUUUUAAUUGACUCGGUAAUAUUAGAUUACACGUCUACCUCUAUUUUCUAUUUAUGGUGAAGGAAAGACAUAAUCUUUGUAUAAACAGUGUGGGCUGUGCUGUAAUAUUGAAGCUCUGUGAGUGUCACAUCAAUGCCUUUAUUUGCCUGGUUGUAUACAGUUGCUUUACUUAUGUACUGGUGCUUUAUUUUAAAUGCCUGUUCCAUUUUUCACAGUGGAUGUUUGUUCCAUUCAGAGUACUUUAAAAGCACAAUCUGUUAUCUGUAUGUCAGCACAGCAAAGAACUGUCCUCAAGGGCAUGCUGGCGCACAUCUGAAAGAAACAAUUAAAAUGCAGACCAUAAAACUCAAACAUGAUGCCACAGUGAGGGCAGACAUGGUGCUGUAUGUGCAGAUACACUCUACAUUUUGUAAAAUAGGUUUCUCAGUUGAAUAAAUAUGGCUUGUGUAAAGUUUUCUUCAAAUUUUUCACAUAAAAUGCUCAAGUAACAUCAGUUAAGUAGCCCCUGUGAAUCUCAUUGUAAGGACCAUUACUGCAUCUAAAUCAUGCAAAAACACACGCCAGCUUCUUGUUCGACAGCUUCCAUUUAUUCGACUCCUAUAAUCUGACACAAUAAAAGAUGCAGUUUCUUUUUGCCCACCUGCAGCUCUGCUCUGACACCUCGCGCAGCUGCAGUCUAGGGUGAUGGUGAACACCCUGCUGUUUGCCUCAUAGGAUGAAUCACUGAGAUCUUGCAGACUAUAUUACUUUCACAGCCCCGGUGAUGUAUGUCUCUAUCGGGGAAACCAGGUCCAACAGGCGGCUCUCCAGACCCACACACUGUUAUUAACAGUCUCUGCUGUCAAUCAUCACUGAGCUCCUGUACAUCAGCAGCACAGCCAUGAGCUGCCAGAUGUCUUACACCUGCUGAAAAAACAGCUCAACAACGGUAAAGUUUGGUCGAGAAUGUGUUUUCUGUCCUCUUUAGGAGAAAAGUUCAUCCAGCUGUUCCAAAAGACAAGGCGCAGUGGUUCAACAGGCAGAUGGUGCUUUCAAGUUUUAUGAGCUGUGAAAUGAGUUUCCCAAUGCACAUUUCCAUGCAGGUGUUACCUGAUGGUCUGAAAAGAAUUGAAAUACAGGUAGAUCUGUGUCCCUCAUUAGACAACAUGUUUUUGCUUUCUGUUUCUAGAAUUAAAUUACACAUAAUUCAAAGUCUCCACAAUGCUCAGAGUCCUUGCAGCACACUUCUGCAAGUCACAGUUGAAGGAAAACAAAGAAACCCUUUGUCCAACCUCUCUCUGUGACAAAUAGCUCCAAUUGGUUCAUGGUAGUAGUUAAUGCUGCGUGGGAAGCUGAAUAGUACACCAGAUUAAAGCUUGGUGCUCCCUGAGGACCAGCCAGUCAAUCAUCUCUUGUCUCCUGUUCCUUCACUUCGUCUUUCAUUACGGAUCCAUCCAGAUUUAAAGAGCUCACAGGAGGGAGUAUGAAUUAUCAAUGACAUCCGCAGGAUCUGACCACCAUGUUACGGUACUUCUUGAGGAUGACGUUGGAGCUGUCGUCAAAGUAGAGCACUGAGAUGCCAUGGAGCUGGGUGGGGGCACAGCAGGGCUUUGGUACUGUCUCUGGGUUGAUGAAGUGCACCUGGAGACAAAAGAAGCACAGAUCAGUACCAUACAAUGUAGAAAUCAGUUGUAGUGAGAGGGUCUGUCAUCUGUUUAGGAUUUUACCAAAGUUUGCACAAUAGCAUGAUUUGUGGCAUUCAUGUAGGAGUUGAGAGGGAAGGCACAUUCUCCCUCGCAGUAGUAUGCUGCAUAACCUUCUGGCGCAAUGAUCCAAUCCUGAUCAGAGAAGACAACAGGAGAGUGUCAGUGAAAUACCACUUUCUGAAGAAUUACAUUAUAUUACAAUGAGGUCAAAUUAAAUUUAUGAAGCAUACCUGCCAUCCUAAAUCUCUGAAGCUGACAUACAGCUCAUGCUUUUUACAUCCCUCUUUAGAGAUGCCAAGGCUAUCUGAAACUGAAAACAUGCAAACAUGAGUACAUACAAGUACCAGUGUGAUCAUAUUAUUACAGGCUUUAAAGAGCUCACGUACCUGUUGCAGCCUCCACUGCCUUUAGUGCAUCUUGUACAGUCCUCUGGGGUUUGGAGCGGUUGGAGUGGCGUCCUUUGUGGCCAUAGGCGGAGCGGAUGCUUCGUAGACGCACCUCAUCUGCUCUGAGGAAAGCAACCAUAAAGGGCUGCCUCUCAUGAGGCCCACUGCUUGUCACCAGACCUGCCAGCCGAGGAAUCCUCCUCUGGCCUACAGAGGGAGGCAAAGAGCAGAAGUAUAAGAGUCUCAGUCAAAAGCACAUCUAAGCCACUGCUUAACGAUUAAUUUCUACGAUAUAAUGAUAUACAUCUACAACAACCACAAUAAAGGGUCAAAUCUCUGAG